Messenger RNA from Ylistrum balloti, 796 nucleotides. RefSeq names its product 60S ribosome subunit biogenesis protein NIP7 homolog. Gene Ontology annotation, biological process: ribosome assembly; ribosomal large subunit biogenesis. The transcript has 5 exons. Bases 34 to 576 code for a protein of 180 amino acids. The record is from RefSeq and is a predicted model, not a curated record. Gene Ontology annotation, cellular component: nucleolus; nucleus; preribosome, large subunit precursor. Gene Ontology annotation, molecular function: RNA binding. Lineage: Eukaryota; Metazoa; Mollusca; Bivalvia; Pectinida; Pectinidae.
ACAUGGUGUAUCGUGAAAGAAAACAACCUAGAGAUGAGACCGCUAACAGACGAAGAGACGAAAAUCUUUUUCGAAAAACUUUCAAAAUACAUUGGUGAAAAUAUUAAGCUGUUACUAGAUCGUCCCGAUGGGUCUUAUUGUUUUAGGUUACACAGAGACAGGGUUUUCUAUGUCAGAGAAGACAUGAUGAAACAUGCUGGGAAUGUUUCAAGGAAAAACCUCAUAAGUUUUGGAUCAUGCUUCGGACGAUUCUCCAAAGGUGGAAAAUUCAGAUUGCAUAUUACUGCUCUGGAUUUUCUUGCUCCCUAUGCUAAGUACAAGGUUUGGGUUAAGCCGAGUGCAGAGCAGCAGUUUGUCUAUGGCCAUCAUGUAAUGAAGUCAGGCCUCGGCAGAAUCACAGAAAACACACCACAGUACCAAGGUGUUGUUGUAUACAACAUGAAUGAUCUUCCAUUGGGCUUUGGAGUGGCAGCCAAGUCAACCCAGGAAUGUCGACACACAGAUCCCAUGACAUUAGUUGCAUUUCAUCAAGCAGAUGUUGGAGAAUUCAUUAGAAAUGAAGAUGCUUUAGUAUAACGUUACUUAAGGGAAGGGGGUUGGGUUAUAUUUACAUUUCACAGACAUUAUGCAUAUAUAGAUGUACACCAGACUGAUAAUAAUGUUUCACUUGUAAACAGAUUAAAAAUGUUUCUUAGUCGUUGCAUUAAAUACAUAACAUUUGUUGAUAUUCAAAUUCAUUUCACUGAAUGAUUUGAUGAAGUUGCCAUUAAAAGUUUUUCUGAAAUUUUAAUUGUUG